AUGUCCGCUGAUUCUGGUGCCAUUCUAGUCCUCAAGCCCCUCGACGGACCGUUUCAUUCAGCGUAUAUUCCCAAAGUUGUCGAGUCGGCGUGGAAUGAUUGGUGGGAGGCGGAAGGCUUUUUCCAGCCUGAAUUCAUCGGCGAAGAACAAAAGCCGAAGCCGGAGGGAACCUAUGUCAUUCCGAUCCCUCCUCCUAAUGUGACGGGUGCUUUGCAUUGCGGACAUGCGUUGGGAACAGCAUUGCAGGACUGCUUGAUCCGGUGGCAUCGGAUGAAGGGGCAUACUACAUUAUACCUGCCCGGAUGUGAUCAUGCUAGUAUUUCAACCCAGAGCGUGAUUGAAAAUAUGCUGUGGAGGAGAGAGCGAAAGACGAGACAUGAUCUUGGACGGGAGCAGUUCACUAAUAGAGCGUUGGAAUGGAAAGAGGAAUACCAUUCCAAGAUUAAUGCCGUUCUCAAAAGGCUAGGAGGCUCGUUUGACUGGACCCGCGAGGCCUUCACAAUGGAUGACAAUUUAUCGGCUGCCGUGACCGAAUGCUUCGUUCGUCUACACGAAGAAGGUUAUAUCUAUCGAUCGAGUCGCCUGGUAAAUUGGUGUGUACAGUUUAAUACUGCAAUAUCGAAUCUGGAAGUGGACAGCAAGGAGCUGAAAGGACGGACAUUGCUGGAAGUUCCAGGCUACGAGCGCCCAGUGGAAUUUGGAGUUCUCACUUAUUUCCAGUAUCGGGUGCAGGGGAGUCAGGAAACAAUUGAAAUUGCGACAACCCGACCGGAGACCUUGCUAGGCGAUACAGCAGUGGCUGUUCAUCCUGAUGAUCCUCGUUAUAGCAAUUUGGUUGGCAAGAAGAUUCAGCAUCCUAUCGUGGACCGACUACUCCCAAUCAUCGCAGAUUCCUACGUGGAUCCGGAAUUUGGCACUGGAGCAGUUAAGAUUACCCCUGCGCAUGAUGCGAACGAUUAUGCCAUUGGCAAGCGCCACAAUCUUCCAUUUAUUAACAUUCUUAAUGACGACGGAACUAUGAAUUCCAACGCCGGAAAAUACGCGGGACGCAAACGUUUUGAUGUUCGGUACGCUGUGGUGGAGGAAUUGAAAGAAUUAGGGCUCUUUGUAAAGAAAGAGAGCAAUCCUAUGAAAGUGCCACUAUGCUCUAAAUCGAAGGAUGUUAUUGAACCCUUAAUGAAGCCACAGUGGUGGAUGAGAAUGAGGGAGCUAGCCGAUGACGCCGUGAAAGUGGUUCAGGAUGGAGAGAUCAUAAUCCAGCCAGAAGCAGCAAGGGACAACUAUUUUCGAUGGCUAGAAAACAUUACAGAUUGGUGUUUGUCUCGCCAGCUGUGGUGGGGCCACCAAAUACCUGCUUAUUUCGUUGACAUAGAAGGUCAACUACCAGAUGAAACAAACGAUAACCUUUGGGUUGCCGGCCGAACGGAGGAGGAAGCUCGCCAGAAAGCAGAGGCAAGAUUUCCUAAUCAACGCUUCACCCUCCGAAGGGAUCCAGAUGUUCUGGAUACUUGGUUCUCGUCGGGUCUCUGGCCAUUUUCAACACUAGGAUGGCCGCGGCAAACCCAUGAUCUUGACAACCUCUUUCCAACAUCAUUGUUGGAGACUGGAUGGGAUAUUCUGUUUUUCUGGGUAGCACGGAUGAUCAUGCUAAGUUUAAAGCUCACUGGCAAAGUGCCGUUUAAAGAGGUUUACUGUCAUUCCCUCAUCCGUGACUCUGAGGGCCGAAAGAUGUCGAAGUCGCUCGGUAAUGUGAUUGAUCCUGUCGACGUCAUGGAGGGUAUUAGCCUCCAGAAACUGCACGAUAAACUUCAGCAGGGAAACCUAGAUCCCCGGGAGCUGGGUGUGGCCAUGAAGUAUCAAAAAGCAGCCUUCCCAAAUGGAAUUCCCGAGUGUGGAGCUGAUGCCUUGCGAUUCUCCCUAAUCCAGUAUACCACAGGGGGCGGCGAUAUAUCUUUCGAUGUUAAGGUUAUGGCCGGGUACAGGAGAUUCUGUAACAAGAUCUAUCAGGCAGCCAAAUUCGUGCUGGGCAAAAUCGGAGACCAGUAUACACCUCCAUCAACUUUGGAUAAGACGGGAGACGAAUCGCUGGGCGAGCGGUGGAUGCUACAUAAACUCAAUACCGCUUCACAAAAUAUUGACCGAGCUCUGAGCGAGAAGGAGUUCUCCCGCGCGGCACAGAUUGUCUAUCAGUAUUGGUAUGAUAAUUUGUGCGACGUGUUCAUUGAAUACUCCAAAUUUCUUAUCCAGCAUGGUUCGGAAAAGGAAGCGCGAUCCGCUCUCAAUACACUUUACAAUGCCUUAGAAGCAGGUCUUCGAAUGAUUCAUCCUUUUAUGCCAUUUAUCAGUGAGGAGCUGUGGCAGCGCCUGCCCAGAAGACCUGACGAUUCUACUCCGUCCAUCGUCAUUGCAUCAUACCCCAAAUAUAAUGCGUCCCUCGCAGAUGAUACUUCCGAGGGUGCAUUCGAGACUGUAGUAAAAUCAGUCAAGGGAAUCCGCUCACUGAUAGCUGGAUAUGGUAUUCAGGACAACGCUAAAGGCAAGUUUAUUCCUCCAGACUAUUGUUUCCAGUUAAUCCUAAUACAUGGACCUACAGUAUUCAUCCAUGCAACAGACGCUCACUCCUAUGAGCUUAUUAGUAGUGAAGCUGGGAGCAUCAAGUCACUGGCCGGAAAGGGUCUUGCUGCUGUGCAAGUCAUUGGUCCCAACGAACAGCCUCCUGUAGGAUGUGCUGUUUACGUGAGCUCAGCAUCUACAGCGGUAUUUCUGGAAAUCAAUGGACGCAUUAGUAUCACUGACGCUGUGGAUAAGGCUCGGAAGCAGUUGGGGAGGAUUACCGAUACGUUAUCACGACAACGGCGUGCCAUUGAGGCAGAGGGGUGGGCAGAGAAGGCCGAGGAAGCAGUCAAGGCAAGCGAGCUGAAAAAGCUUAGGGAUUUGGAAGUCGAGUACCAGAACGUGACUGCGACGAUUGAACAGUUGGAGAAACUCACCAUUCGCAAUUAG
Messenger RNA from Aspergillus nomiae NRRL 13137, 3003 nucleotides. Its product is annotated as valyl-tRNA synthetase. Gene Ontology annotation, biological process: valyl-tRNA aminoacylation. The transcript is spliced from 4 exons. Gene Ontology annotation, cellular component: cytosol. NCBI's taxonomy places the organism in Eukaryota, Fungi, Ascomycota, Eurotiomycetes, Eurotiales, Aspergillaceae. The record is from RefSeq and is a predicted model, not a curated record. The coding region runs from base 1 to 3003 and encodes 1000 amino acids. Gene Ontology annotation, molecular function: aminoacyl-tRNA deacylase activity; ATP binding; valine-tRNA ligase activity.